Molecule: messenger RNA, 3264 nt
Organism: Symbiodinium sp. CCMP2592
Lineage: Eukaryota; Dinophyceae; Suessiales; Symbiodiniaceae
Source: the annotation of a GenBank genome assembly
AUGCUCUUUCCACUGGCGGAUGCCUACUUCGCUCAGCCUCACUACGCCGCGCUGGAGUCGGUACUGUUUCACCACCCAGCCGCAUCUGUACUCGUCAUCGGUCUCGAGCGAGAUGGCUCCAUGUUCCAAGCAUACCAGCGAGAAGGCUAUUGCGUGACCACACUGCGCGCAGACAUGCCGGCGCUCGGCAAGGAGUUGGUCGCAGCCGUGGGCAGCGAGCACAGCUCGUCCAUUGAAGCUUUUUUGGAAAGCCACGGACAUCCUAAGACGGAAGCAGCGCUGCUUCGACUUUUCAAUGUCGUGCUCCUCGUCCUACAGGUGAUGGAUGGAGGCACCAGUCUGCCUAUGGAUGGCGUGCUGCUGAAUCCAUGGGAUUUCGCCCUACCUCCUGCGCUCACCUUGCAGACGACUGGAGUCUUUCUCGAGAAACUGGAGGCGACAGACACAGCGCUUCCCUGGGCCUUGCAAGCGGAGGACUUCGAGCGCUCUUGGUUGCCUAGGUCCUACUUCGACCGCUCGGACGGGGGGACCUCUCUUUGCCUAGAUGCGCUUUGCCCAAGGACGUUCCCCCGAGGCAGCAGCUUUGCGCGCCGGCUGCUGUUGCUGCUGCUGACGGAAGGCCUGGCGAAGGAAGGAGUCGACAUCGGUCAGUACGCCACGAUGCUCUACCGGACUUAUGUUGGGCAGCGCCCAAGGCGCACGCCUUUCCUGGUGGGCGACGUCGGGUUCGAUCACGAAAUGGUGGUGCUCCCAUACUGGUUGCAUGUACAGCCACACUUCGCAGACGGCUGGAAGGAUUACGGCGGAUCGGACAGCGACCUGACGCAGUACUCAGACCUCUUCCAGCCGAGGCACAUGCGUUCCAUGUCUGACUGGUCUCUGACAAGCACUGCCAGGCUCUGGCUGCCUCUGGGUUAUGGCCCUGCUUCGGCGCGGCAGGCUAUGCCUGGCAGCAUCGUGGACUUGGCCCUGAGGCACUUCACCUUGGACUUGGCUCCCAGACCAUUCAAGAAGAAGGCCUUCCACAACGGGAGGAAGAGACAGCAACCUCGCCGGAAGCGCUUGCGAUCGCCGGCGGAUGCAACUGCCGAGAACACGGCCUUCAUAGACGAGGUCUACACUGCGAGGGGGCAACCCGUCUACCGUGAAGGCGCCCUGCCUGGCCCCGUGGGUGGCUUCCGCACUUUCCGCGAGGUGCGCCUCGUCGGAUUUGAGGAUCAGGGCUUGUCUUGGAGUGUCAACAUCCGGGCCUCUCGGGAGCUGCGCUUCUUCUGCCGAGCGGAGCAUCGUCGACAAGGCAGCCCGGAGGCUCCGGUGUCGGCUGAGAGGCGACGCUGCGAGGCUGGUCUACAGCGAGCAGAUCACGGAAGCCCGGGUGAAGGCGCAGAUUCCGCGCUGGUCUUCACGAGCUGCGGCAGUCCUGCAGAGGUCAACGCCGCUCUCUCGCUCCUGGCCUACCACUCGAAGCAAGGGAUGGCAUCGGUUGACGCAGGGUCUCCUCGCCGCGAUGCACGCCAAAGUGCGGAGGAGCUUGAGGCCCACUUCGGCAUGCUUCGGAUAACAGCCAGUGCAGGCUGCUCGCCUGGAGCAGGUCCUUCGGCAUCGCAGGUACCCGAGGUGCAACUCUCUGCACUCCUAGACGAUGUGGAGGAGCACAUCACGGUCAUUGCACAUUGUGCUGAGCGCUGCCACCUCCUGGACAGGCUGGCAGAUUCCUUCCGCGAGUUUUACGGCCGCCUUCCCAUCAUCGCCACGUGCGAGUGCUCCGAGGAUCAAGGGUGCACAGCACCCGUCCCUCGCAAGCAUGAGACGGUCCCUCACAUGACGGUCGUUUCCGUGCCUUACGACUUCGGGCUCUCGCGCGGGAAGACGCUCCUCAUCGAGAUGACCCAGACAGAGUUUGUGCUGGUGCUGGACGACGACUUCACGCACUCCUUUCAUUCUUGCUUAGAAUGCAUGCUUUGGAAGAUGCGCAGUCGGCACUACUCCUUGUGGAAGCCUUUUGACAUUUUGGGCUUUCCCGUCCAGGAGGACGAGCGUGGCUUUGGUGCCUUCCGGGGCAGGCUCCGCGUCACGAACCAGCAACUCUUCCUGGAACCCAUGGUCGAGGAGCUCCUACCAGACGGAUGCAUGCGAGUGGAGAUUUGUCCGAUGGUCUUCCUGGGACGAACAGCUCGGAUGAAGACCUUCCAAUUCCAGAAGGAUCUGAGGGUUGGUGAGCACGAGCAGUUCUUCUACUCCAAUGCCUACCAGGGGGUCCAGGUGGCAGUGUGUUUCGACUCCUCCUUCCCCCACUUCCGGGUGAACACCAUGAGUGCAGCCUACGUGAAGCGACGUGAAAGGAUGCCCGAGUUGAUGGCCAAUGCCUUCGAAAAGCUGGGCUUCGAAAGGGCCAUGUUCCUCUUCCGGAAGUAUGAUCAUGGUCGGAUGGAAGACUACGACGAGCUACUGGACAAGACGGUGCCGCCGUGGCACGUGGGGCACGACACUUGCGGCCCUCCCACCGCUCCUCCGGUCCCCUUCGCUCAGCUCUUCGCCGUUGUGCUGACCACCGCGGAUGCGGUCGGCCGGGCCUUUCGCAGCGUGCUGCGCAGUCAGUCCUGGCUGCAGAGAUUUGCGGCGCUGGCAGGCGUGGCUUCUCUUCGCUGGGUCUUCGCAGUCCAUCCCCGUGUGGACGAGGCUGGUGUCCACAACGCUCUGCAGGAGGAGCAGGAUGCCCAUCAGGACAUCCUUGUUCUGCCAGCUGCCACGAGAUUGUCGCCCGCUGCCACUGGACAAGAAGCCACCACGGAUCAGCUGCUGCAGGCUUUGGGGCUGCUCCGGGACUUCCACUUUCGCUGGCUUCUGGUCACGAGGCAGGACGUCUUCGUGCGCGCCGAGGGCUUCCUGGGCGAGCUGCAGCAGUUGGAGCCAGCAGGGCGCAAGGUCCUGGGAUCGUGGCAGCAGCAGCAGCAGCGCAGCUGGAGGCUGGAUCCUCACUUCUUCGUCUUGCCCCGAGAUAUCUUUGCGCUCCUCUCGGCGCCGGAAGUCAUCUCGCGUCUGGCGGCCCACGGACCACACAGCGUAUUCGGCGAACUGUCGAACAUGGCAGCAGGCAUCAGUGCUUGGAUGCAUGCCUUUGCCGUCGAGCGCCGGCAGUUGCAGGGCGCCCAUGCUCGAAGUGAUCAGGGGCUGGCCUGCCAAGUCAACACUGUGACCAUGCAUCCGGUGAGCCCGGAGGAGCUCCAUGCACUCGGUCAGUCUCCCGCGUCUUUCAGGUGCUGA